Enhydra lutris kenyoni (northern sea otter) is the source of this 1190-nucleotide messenger RNA. RefSeq names its product BRICK1, SCAR/WAVE actin nucleating complex subunit (gene BRK1). Lineage: Eukaryota; Metazoa; Chordata; Mammalia; Carnivora; Mustelidae. The coding region runs from base 83 to 310 and encodes 75 amino acids. The record is from RefSeq and is a predicted model, not a curated record. The transcript has 3 exons. Gene Ontology annotation, molecular function: protein-containing complex binding. Gene Ontology annotation, cellular component: SCAR complex. Gene Ontology annotation, biological process: regulation of actin polymerization or depolymerization; cell motility; actin filament organization.
GGUGUGGACUUCGCGGCGCAGGCGCAUUGGCAGUCUGGAGGGCCGGGGCGCCUGCGCAGUGGUUCGUCGUCAGGCGGCAGCCAUGGCGGGUCAAGAGGAUCCGGUGCAGCGGGAGAUUCACCAGGACUGGGCGAACCGAGAAUACAUUGAGGUCAUCACCAGCAGCAUCAAGAAAAUCGCGGACUUUCUCAACUCGUUCGAUAUGUCUUGUCGUUCAAGACUUGCAACACUAAACGAGAAAUUGACAGCCCUCGAACGGAGAAUAGAGUACAUUGAAGCGCGGGUGACAAAAGGUGAGACCCUCACCUAGAGCUACGCCAUACUGCUGCUGGGAAGUUGCUUCAUGGAACACAGGCCGAUGUGGGAAAGGCCCCAGCAGCCUCAGCUCCUUCCUCUCUCCUUAAAGAGCUACAGGGCUUAUUCCUGUUUUUGGUUUUUAUUAUUUUUUUUUCAAAAGCGUGGCCUUUGGGUUCUGCCAUGUACGUUGGUGUGUGAUGUGGGAUGUGGGAAGACAUCCAGGGAAGCUCUUGGAAUCAACAUUAGGCAUUUUAUCUUUGAAGUAACAUUUUGUAGAACUAUCCAUCAGUGUAUGAGGCGCUCAGAGCCAGACGCCUGGGACUCUUUGUUAAGGUCCUCCCCACCUCUCUUUCUCUAAGACUUUCCUUACAGCUCUCAUUGCCUCUGCAUUGAUUCUAGAAACAGUCUUUGUCUCCUUUUUACCUUUGGUGGGGGUUGGGAGGCAGUCCUGGCCGAGACACUUAUGCCCUGGCAAGGUGGCCGCCAGAGAAUGUUGUUGCUAACCCACCAGUUUCUUGUCCUUUUGGGGAGGUAAAGGCCAGGCCCCCACUUGGCUUGAAGGGACAUUUUCAGAAUUUUCUUUCUGUCACUUGGGGUAUCUUUGCCUCUCAUAUUUCUCUAAUAAACUCCUCAACUUUAUCUGACUGCUGUGAUUGUGAUGGGGAGAAGAGCUAGAAAUUGGACAUGUGUGAUUAUUAUUCUAAUAUAAAACUUUCAGAUGUAUCUCUUUGAUCAAAGCCUAGGUGGCUUACCAGCUGGAGGGAUCCCCCACCCCCAUGUUUGGACUUCGAGCUAAUUCAUCCUGGGAAUCAUUUGGUUAUUCAGCAGACAUUUAUCUAGUACUUACUAUGUAGGUGCAUUAUGCUCCAAUAAAAGAUAAGCAUUGAAUCAGG